CUUUGGUCUACUGAGUUCCUUUGCACCAAGCCUCGUCUGGAUGCUGCUUCUCCGCGGUCUCGUCGGAUUUGGUGUAGGGGGCGCUCCUCAGUCGGUGACGCUGUAUGCAGAAUUUCUGCCGUCAGAGACGCGAGCCAAGUGUGUCGUCGCAGUGGAGGUGUUCUGGGUGAUAGGCACUUGCUUCGAGGUGCUGCUGGCUCUGUUUGUGAUGCCGACGAUGGGUUGGCGCUGGUUGCUCAUCUUCUCUGCGGUGCCACUGGCCAUCUUCUCUCUCACGUGUGUG
Priapulus caudatus is the source of this 283-nucleotide messenger RNA. Its product is annotated as synaptic vesicle 2-related protein-like. Lineage: Eukaryota; Metazoa; Priapulida; Priapulimorpha; Priapulimorphida; Priapulidae. The annotation marks the transcript as partial. Gene Ontology annotation, cellular component: membrane. Gene Ontology annotation, molecular function: transmembrane transporter activity. The record is from RefSeq and is a predicted model, not a curated record. Gene Ontology annotation, biological process: transmembrane transport. The transcript is spliced from 3 exons.